UCGGACCAGUUACCAAGUCAUCUUUCCCUCUUUCCUGGCUCUUUUGUCUACGGAAACACUGCAGCUGAGGAUAGAAACAAGGAAUGAAUGGCCCUGCAAGACUUGAGCCAGAUUCUGAUGAGGUUGUUGAAGUUGAUCCUACUGGGAGAUAUGGAAGAUACAAUGAAAUUCUUGGCAAGGGAGCUUCGAAGAUAGUCUAUAAAGCCUUUGAUGAGUAUGAAGGAAUUGAGGUGGCAUGGAAUCAGGUGAAGCUCUAUGAUUUCCUCCAAAGUCCUGAAGAUCUUGAGAGGCUCUACUGUGAAAUUCACCUACUCAAGACUUUAAAACAUGAGAACAUCAUCAAAUUCUACACUUCUUGGGUUGAUGCAGCUAACAGGAACAUCAACUUUGUCACUGAAAUGUUCACCUCUGGUACUCUCAGACAGUAUAGGCUAAAACACAAGAGAGUAAAUAUUAGAGCUGUGAAGCACUGGUGUAGGCAAAUAUUGAAGGGGCUUCACUAUCUCCAUAGCCGUAACCCCCCUGUAAUCCACAGAGAUCUCAAGUGUGACAACAUUUUUGUUAAUGGCAACCAAGGAGAAGUCAAGAUUGGUGAUCUUGGCCUAGCUGCAAUCCUUAAGAAAUCCUAUGCUGCUCGUUGCGUUGGAACGCCAGAGUUCAUGGCUCCGGAGGUCUAUAAAGAGGAAUACAAUGAAUUAGUUGACAUAUAUUCGUUUGGGAUGUGUGUGUUGGAGAUGGUUACAUGUGAAUUUCCAUACAGUGAAUGCAACCACCCUGCUCAGAUAUACAAGAAAGUUAUAUCUGGGAAAAAGCCAGAUGCUUUGUACAAAGUAAGGGAUCCUGAGGUGCGACAGUUUGUUGAGAAAUGUCUAGCAACCGCGUCGAGUAGACUCUCUGCCAGAGAGCUUUUGGAGGACCCUUUUCUCCAAAUUGAUAAUUAUGGAUAUGAUUUGAGGUCGCUAGACCACCAGGGUGAUUCAAAUGAAACGGGAACUCUAGUAAGACAACCUUUCUAUGGAAUUAAGGAUCAUGCCCAUUAUCUUGGUUAUGAUCCUGAAAAUAAAAUAGAAUACCAUAAAGUUGGGUAUGAACCAUGUGAAAUUGAUCUGUUUUCUUGUCAAGAGGAUGAGCAUUUAGAAAAUGUGGACAUUACAAUCAAAGGUAGGAGGAGAGAGGAUGAUGGCAUCUUCUUAAGGCUCAGAAUUGCAGAUGAAGAAGGUCGCAUUCGAAACAUCUACUUCCCAUUUGACAUUGAGACUGACACUGCUCUAAGUGUUGCAGCUGAAAUGGUUUCUGAGCUUGAUAUUACUGACCAAGAUGAGUUGAAGAUAGCUGAUAUGAUUGAUAGUGAAAUUGCAAGCUUGGUGCCUGAAUGGAAGAGAAGGCCGGGGAAAGUGGAAAGUUCACAGUUUACUGAUGCAACUUUCUGUCAUAAUUGCUCUUCACACGGCCACCUAUUGGAUUAUGUGUCAUCAAAUAGUCCAGGAGCCAAGAACUUGCAAGUUCUUCAGUGUACUGAGCAGGGAUGUGCCAAUCUACACGGCCGAUUUGAGGAGAUCACAUACCAAGUUGAAGGGCCAGAAAAAUGUUCCAGUACUGACUAUGCACCAGUUGUAUCAAGCCAAUCCAAUGGCUUAAGUUAUGCUGAUAUAUGGGCUCAGCGGGAUGGUUCACAAGAAUCAAAAGAGAUUCAUCGUGAUGACGAGGGAGAUGAUGCAGUGAACCAAUCAAUUUUUGUAAAGGAAGAGAGAAUCAUAAACAUUGAUAGUCUUUGUGAAUCCAAAACAAGAAAGUGCGUCACUUCAAGCCCUUCUGCAGCUUGUGCUCACUGGGAUGAUCAUGAGAAUGAAAUUAGGCAAGAACUUAGAUGGCUUAAAGCAAAAUAUCAGACGCAGUUAAGGGAGCUUAGAGAUCAACAGUUGAGUGCGAAUCACAAAAAGGAAAACGGAGUUCCUUUGCCUUCAAUUUUCCAUAAAGUAAAGAGAGAGAAAUAUAAACCUCCCCUGAAAUCUCUUCCAUCUGGGAAGCAUCUCAGUUCAAAUUUCCUUACUGAUGCUGAGAAGAGACGUGCCAAUUCAGAGUACCAACUAGUCCAAAAUUUUGAAGCAGUGAUUAGGAGAUACAGCCCUGACCGAAUUAUCAAUGCUAAGAGUUUCAACACAGGAGAUUUGCUUCCAUAUACUCUCCAUAGAGCAACAUCCCUCCCAGUUGAUGCUCUUGAUGUUUAAUAACUGCACAGUUUUCUACUCACUUUACCAAGUGUGCACUAUACUCUCAUGUUCAUCAAUAUCUAGGAUGCUUCUCUCCAUUGAUAAGGGGGAAAAAGAGGUGGCGAUGAAAUUAGCACAGAGAUUUGGUUUACAGCUUUUUACAGUCUAUCCCCAUGAGGGAUAUGUUGAGUAAAAAUCGAAUGUACAAUACCAAAUAAACAUCCAAGCAAAAAUAUUUCAUAAAA
Manihot esculenta (cassava) is the source of this 2455-nucleotide messenger RNA. RefSeq names its product probable serine/threonine-protein kinase WNK9. NCBI's taxonomy places the organism in Eukaryota, Viridiplantae, Streptophyta, Magnoliopsida, Malpighiales, Euphorbiaceae. Gene Ontology annotation, cellular component: cytoplasm. The record is from RefSeq and is a predicted model, not a curated record. Bases 84 to 2228 code for a protein of 714 amino acids. Gene Ontology annotation, molecular function: protein serine/threonine kinase activity; ATP binding. Gene Ontology annotation, biological process: protein phosphorylation; intracellular signal transduction. The transcript is spliced from 7 exons.